AAUGGUACUUACCAAUGUCUGCGCAUGCUUAUCAUUAAACGUGACGUCAUCAGAAAAAGUACCUUGAACACUGACGAAAUUAGUUCCCGAAUUUGGGACGUUUUUCGUCCAUUUCCUGGCAACAAUAGGAAACUAAAGCCGGCUGAUCGCAGGAGUGUAUGAGAGAUGGCCCAGAGGAGAGCACCCACCACAGCGACCCAGCGGCUGAAGCAGGACUACCUGCGGCUGAUGAAGGAUCCUGUGCCUUACAUCACUGCAGCACCCCUCCCAUCUAACAUACUGGAAUGGCAUUAUGUUGUGAAAGGACCAGAAAACUCCCCAUAUGAAGGGGGACAGUACCAUGGGAAGCUUGUGUUCCCCAGGGAGUUUCCUUUCAAGUCCCCCAGUAUCUACAUGAUGACUCCAAAUGGACGCUUUAAAUGUAAUACCAGGUUGUGCCUGUCCAUCAGUGACUUCCACCCAGACACGUGGAACCCUGCCUGGUCUGUGUCCACCAUACUCACUGGUCUGCUUAGCUUCAUGUUGGAAACAACCCCAACACUUGGCAGUAUAAACACAUCAGAUUAUGUGAAGAGACAACUGGCUCUACAGAGUGGACCAUACAACCUGAAAGACAGAACGUUUUGUGAACUCUUCCCAGAAACUUCCGAGGAGAUAAGAAGAGAUCUUGCCAAGAGAGAAGCCGAGUUGACCCGAGCACACGAGGCAGCCAGCAGUGGGAACUCCUCCGCAGAUCCCAGACAAGACAACGGUGGCAUCCCCGACCCAGCCGGCGCUAACGGAGGCAUGAUAGGCAGCACUCUGGCCAACAUUUUUGUAAUCGUAGGAUUUGCUGCAUUUGCCUAUACAGUCAAAUAUGUGUUAAGAACAAUGGCACAGCAAUGAUGUACAAAGUGUCUGUACAGUAGAUAAGGGGGAGGGGGGUAUAUGGACACCAUUGUGCUACAUGAAGGUAACAUUUGUAGCUAGACUUGUCUGACCACAUUUAGAACCUGGAGAUUAUGUACAUUACUAUAGAAAGUACACAAAGUACAGUGUUGUACUAAUGAUUAUAAUAACUCAUUCUGGUUUGAAUGAUAUCUAACUCCAAACGUUUCCAACCACACCAAGAAGGAAUGAAAAUGCAAAAGCUAUUUGUUAAUUAUCAGGUUCAGUUUGACUUGAGAUUGGAGUUUUAAAAAAUUUUUUGGUUAUGAGAGAUGAGAGGAAUUAGUGAGGCUAUUGCCUGUCCU
This is a messenger RNA of Branchiostoma belcheri (Belcher's lancelet), 1232 nucleotides long. Its product is annotated as ubiquitin-conjugating enzyme E2 J2-like. Lineage: Eukaryota; Metazoa; Chordata; Leptocardii; Amphioxiformes; Branchiostomatidae. The record is from RefSeq and is a predicted model, not a curated record.